CGAGCUUGCGGGCGUGCGUCGGCGUGGGUGCGCGCGCAGAGGCAGGCAGAGACCGAGAGACGGGCGGGCAUCAGCGGUACAGGCAGCAGCAGCAGCAGCAGCAGCAGCAGCAUCAGCGGAGGAACCACAAACCGCGGAGGAAAGCCACUCGAAGCCGGGGGGAAAGUGCAGGACGCAGCGUAGAGCCACACGCCAGACGGGGCCAGACAUCUAAAAUGGGAGGCAAGCUGAGCAAAAAGAAGAAGGGAUAUAAUGUGAACGACGAGAAGUCCAAAGACAAGGACGCCAAAGCGGAGGGCGGCGCGGCGGAGGAGAGCGAAGCUCCCAAAGAAAACCAGGAAGAGAGCGCCGCCGCCGACGCUAAAGACGUGGCUAACGAUACGGCGGCUAAAGACGCCCCGGCCCCAGACGCUGCGGCUAAAGCGGACGAGAAGAAAGAAGAGGCUAAAGCCGCUAACGCCGAGCCCGCCGCAACCGAGGAGAAACCGGCCGCUAAAGCUGAGGAAAAACCAGCCGCCAAGGAGCCCGAGGCCAAGACUGCGCCACCUGCUGCAGCGGAGGGCAAAGACGAGGCCAAAAAGACUGAGGCCCCCGCGGCACCAGCCACCAAAGCUGAGCCCAAGCCCACGGAGGCAGCACCCGCUAGCGCGCCCGCCAACGCUAAAGAGGCUAGCUCCACACCAGCCGCAGAGCCCCCCGCCAAGGACGCCAACGCCACAGAGGCGCCGAGCAAGGAUCAAACCGUAGCAGUUCAAGAUUAAUGGACAGCUCUUUUGGGAAAUUGAAGUCAACAAUGUCAAACAAAAAUCUGAAGAUGAUUAAGUCGCCCAUGCAUAUUCUGAUCGGAGAUUAACAAUAAUAAUAAUAAUGUUCAGAUAUGUGGAGACAACUGGACUCGAGACACCACCUAGAGGAGAACCCGCACACUGCUGCACAUGGGACUAUUGCUAUUAUUAUUGUUAGCUUUUACUUCUUUUCUGAUGUAGUAUUUGAACUUUGGUACGAGUCUGUUUUGAGCUUUUCAUUUUUUCCAUUUCCAUCCAUGACCUUCCCCCCAAACGUCCCUCCAAAACCGACCACAGGCACACGAACCCAACGCUCUCGUCAACUUGAGAAACCAAGUUCGUCUAAUCUCAUCGAUAAUUGUGACCAGGGCCUUUCCAUUUGCAAAUAAAACUCUAAUGCUAAUACUGAUUUCAAAUAGUUUAUAUUUUAUUUAGGAACUGCAACGAGAAAAAAGAACAAAGUCAUAUUUCUAUAAAUAAACUUUAAAACACGCAAGCAUGAAAA
Boleophthalmus pectinirostris (great blue-spotted mudskipper) is the source of this 1290-nucleotide messenger RNA. Its product is annotated as brain abundant, membrane attached signal protein 1. NCBI's taxonomy places the organism in Eukaryota, Metazoa, Chordata, Actinopteri, Gobiiformes, Gobiidae. The coding region runs from base 216 to 761 and encodes 181 amino acids. The record is from RefSeq and is a predicted model, not a curated record. The transcript is spliced from 2 exons.